Molecule: messenger RNA, 1272 nt
Organism: Durusdinium trenchii
Lineage: Eukaryota; Dinophyceae; Suessiales; Symbiodiniaceae
Source: the annotation of a GenBank genome assembly
AUGGCGCUGAGAUACUUCUUAGCCAUCCCGGUUAAAGCCUGGCAGGAAAUGAAGGCUGACUAUGAGAGAGAGAUUCCAGUUCGCAUGAAGAGGCCUGUCUUUUCUGCAGACCCAGAGUCGGCAGCGUUGGCGAGCAUGUGCAAUCGAGCACCUCAGCUGGGGCUUUCCGUGUCCAUGCAGCACAAACGCCAGCCACGGAAGCUUGCGGCAGAGCUGUACACAGAGAGCUUGGUUUUGCUUUCCGUUUCUCUGUCGGAGAGCGGGGCAACGCAGGGGCACAAACUACGGAUGCUGAAUGACACCUUGCAGCUGCAUGAAUGUCACUUCGGCCCCGACAUGGAAGGGGAGGCCCAGCUAGGUCUGAUGGAGACUUCAAUUUGCACCUGCGAGUGGUGGCCAGCUACAUUGCAAGUGGCAUCCACAGAAGAGACGGUCCUGAAGAGCAUGCAGUCCAGUGAGGAGACGGCGUCUUGGACACUCUACAUGCUUGUGUCCAAGUCCGAAAGCGACGAGUGUGGUCUUGCUCCUCUCCAGGUUGGACAGUUCAUGGCCACGAACACCAAGGAUGCAAAUCCGGAGGUCUACAAACAAAUGGCAAUUCUGUUUUCUUCGCAGCACGCCGCCGUUAUCACGGCAGUGCUGCAAAGCAAGAAUGCCAAACUUCAAGUCAAGGUCAUGGAGAUCAAGGUCAAGCCGGAAGUCUUGCGGAAGACAGAGGUGCUGAAGUUCACUCAGAUCACACGAUUCGAGAGCACACUUUGUGACCACUGGCUGGUGAACGGGCCUGGGCAGGGAUCUGCCGUUCUUCCGCUCUUGCUGGACUUGGCUGUUUUUGCCACGACGCGCGUGUGCAUGAUGGAAAUUUCUGCUGGCGACCCCCAGCCACUCACUGCUUUGAACAGCGGAAGGGAUGAGUUUGAGCUUCAAGCGUUGCAGAACGAUGCCCUGACACUGCUGACACGAUUGCAGGAACUGGAGGAGGAGAAACACUCGGUGGAGCGCAAAAAGAAAAUUGUAGAUGAUUUGAUCAGGGCCAGAGCCGAGAAGCGGGACCCCGUGUCCCUGCGGAACUUCGGAAUGGUGGGCUCCUUAACUGCGGCUGCUGGCGCCAAUCUCAUUGAGAACAACUUGGACGCCGUACCAUCCUCCAGGAAAGUCUGGCGAAGUUUUCAACUCGAGAGAGGAGGCUGGGCAUUGAGAAGAACCCACUUAUUCAAUGUGCCAAGCGACUCGGAGAUCAGGAGGAGCUCAUGCUGGAGGUACCCGAUCUGA